GGGAACUGCGUUUGGCAACACUGCGCCGGAUGCACAUCCCAAUCGAAUGGGGCGACGCGCAGCCAGGCUUACUACGCGGCGGCAGAAUGCGUCGCGGUGCUGCGCACUGAGAGUUGACAUUUCUGCAAAUGAGGCUAACCGAUCGUGUACAGAGACGUAAGGGAAACAGCACUAAGACUACCUGGAUGGAGGAAUGGAGGAAAGUAGAUGUCAAUGAAUACACUCUUUGCUGAUCUAGGUGGAUGAACCGAUGCCUCUGCGGGGAAUAGUCAACAUGGCGGCAGCGAAGUCAAAUUCGGAAGAACGGAGCUGUGCUAUAUUCGGUUGCUGGAAUGUUGGUGGCGCCUUUAUGAAAAGGAGAAAGGACAUUGUUACCGAAAAAAUGUGGAGAACUGGCUUGCAUUACCUGGGUGUCACAGAGACCAAGUUGAAAGAUGAAAAUGGUUCACAUUGGAAAGAAAUAGGUCGCGACUGCGACCUGCUAUUUAAGGGAGUCACAUACGGGCAUGCCAGGGCUGGGGUCGGACUGAUACUACGUGGGGAGUACAAGAACAAUGUGAAAUACUGGAAAGGGGUAAAUGAAAGGCUGUUGGUCUCCCAUAUUGUAGAAAGAGGUCACUCUAUUGCGCUGUUUGUCUUCUACGGUCCAGAUAAUUGCCGCCUGAAGGUAGAUAAGAUGGAGUUCUUCAACGAGCUGCAAAAUACUAUCGAUCAAACAAAGGAAGAUAACAUCGUAAUUGUGGGAGACUUCAAUGCAAGAGUAGGAAUAGAAGGGGAAAAGUGGGACAAUGUGAUUGGAAAAGAAGGAGAGGACGUAAUGUCAGACUCCGGAGAGCUUCUACUUCAGUUGUGUGUAGCCAACGACUUAGUGAUACUUAACACUUUUUUCGAACACAAAGACGGGCAAAAAUACACCAGAUAUUGUGAACUAAAAAACGCAGGAGGGGAAGUCACGGAAAUACAACAGUCGAUGAUCGACUACUGUAUUGUCAAAAGAAGCAUGUUGCCUCUCGUCAGAGACACAAGAGCGCAUGAUGAUGCGAUAAUAAAGGAUCACCGUCUGGUAACAAUGGAAAUGGAGAUGGAGCAGAAGCCCACUAAAGAUGGCGUAAAUAGAUGCAGACAACAUAAUGAGAUCGACACUCAGAUAAGGUAUCACUUGUUAAGGCAACAAGCCAUUCAAACGAGUUAUCAAAACCAUGUGUCAGAUAUUUUGAGCAGGAAUCCUCAACAAAGUGCGGCGAGUCUAGAAGACAGGUGGUCGAGUCUGAGAAACGCAUUACUCGAAGCAGCCGAGAACGUGUGUGGUACUAGCAGGCCGUGCUGUAACCGACGGGGGACGGCAUGGUGGACAGACGAUGUGGCAGGUGCUGUGCAGAGGAAGAAGGUGGCGUGGCGUAACUGUCGUAUCGAACGUGACCAUGUUCACAUGUCGGACUAUAAAACUGAGAGAACGACGGCCAAAAAGGCUGUAGAAAAAGCGAAAAGAUUUUCUUGGACGGAUUUUGGAAACAAGCUAGGAAGUCCGCGCACUGAAGACCAGAAACUCUUUUUCCACGUGUUGAAGAUGGUGAAUCGGGAUGCGCAUUGUACUAAACAAAAUCUGAAGUCUACAGAUGGGUCGCUCCUUACAGAUAUGAAUGAAAUUGUGGGAAAAUGGCGCGGGUACUUCGAAGAGCGUUUUGCUUUGUCCGAAGAUCCAGGUUUGCAAAAGCCAGAAAAUGAGGUGGGAGAAAGUAUCAGCAGAAAUGAAAUGAAGAAUUCAUUACAGAAGAUAAAAAAUGGCAGAUCCGCUGGUCAUGACAGAAUAACGCCAGAAAUGGUUAAGCAUAUGGGAGAAAAAGGACAUGUGGAACUUCUCAGGAUUUUUAAUAUGGCGUGGAAGGAUAAGAAGGUCCCAGAGGACUGGAAAGAAACUAUAGUUUUUCCUUUCUACAGAAAUGGAGAUAGAUCGCUCUGUGAGAGUUACGGAGCAAUAUCGUUCCUAAAUACGGCUGCCAAGGUAUACGCCAGGAUACUAGAGGAACGCAUCCGGAAGGGAACGGAAGAAAAGUUAAAUGAAGCUCAGUGUGGUUACAGACGAAAUAGAUCCAAGAAUGAUCACGCAUUCGUCAUUCGACAACUUAUUGAGUUGUCAAACGUGCGAAGAACUGCACUUCAUCUUUGCCACAUCAGCCUAGAGAGAGCGUUAGGAAAACUUGCACUGAGUGUCGUAAUGGAUACCCUAGCUCGAAAACAUGUGCCUGCCAGCACCAGACUCGCUGUUCUGAGUUUAUUCGAAGGAAGAAUAAACUACGUGCGGACAGGAAACGUGCUGUCCAGAGCUUUUGGAACAGGUUUCUCGCUAAGACCUCAGGACAGUUUGUCCUCUUAUAUAAGUAUCCUAGUACUGGAUGAUGUCUUCAAUAGUUAUCAGGCUCGAACAAAAGAGAGCAUUUGCAAAUAUAUGCCGGUAUCAGUUUCAGCAUAUUGCGAUCAAGUUGUCCUCCUUGCUGCGACGAGAACAGAACUGCAGCACAAGUUGGACGUCUGGUGUGAAGAGACGAAAGGAAAACGUCUGCAUCUGCUGGCAGAGGAUGCGCGGGUAAUGUCCGUGUUGGCGGGUGAAGACGUUGGGACAGUGGAAAUCGACGGCCGUGCCAUAUCGGAAGUGCCUUGUCUCUCGUAUUCCGGACUCUGUAUAGGUCCUCGCCUGACAGCCGAGGAAUUCAACAGGCGCAUCGGCGAUGCGGGCCGGCUCUUCAACGCUGCGAAGCACGGAAUCGUCGGUAACCACAGGGUUGUAGGGAAACGGACCAAGGAGGCUCUGUUCGAUUCUGAAUAUGUGGAGAGAAUGGUGCGCGGGAGUGCCACGCGUUGGAUAUCGGCCAAGUCAGACAUUCCCCGCAUGAAGUCCAUGGAAGAUCGCUACCUCCGACAUUCCACGAAUUCUGGCUGCAGGAGGUACAACAUGAGAACGCGGGCCGACACAAGGUCCUUGGCGGGCAUGCGACAACAGCAGCUCGCGUAUUCGGACCACGUGAGGAACAUGGAGGAAGGUCGCGCUCCACGCUCCGUCUUGCAAACACUGGAGUCCGCGAAAAAGACUCCAGUUUAUAGUUGGAGGCGAGAUGUAAAGAAAGCCAGGGACAAGACCACGCUGAGAGCCCCUCUGUAGGAUGCGAGUGAACCAGGAUUGGCUAUAACCAAAUUAUGACUUUAAAAAACAUUUAUGUACUUUUAUUUGUUCUUUGCAAAUAAUAC
This is a messenger RNA of Schistocerca cancellata (South American locust), 3243 nucleotides long. RefSeq lists its product as uncharacterized. The transcript is spliced from 3 exons. NCBI's taxonomy places the organism in Eukaryota, Metazoa, Arthropoda, Insecta, Orthoptera, Acrididae. Bases 251 to 3157 code for a protein of 968 amino acids. The record is from RefSeq and is a predicted model, not a curated record.